This is a messenger RNA of Penicillium bovifimosum, 1365 nucleotides long. RefSeq lists its product as uncharacterized. The record is from RefSeq and is a predicted model, not a curated record. Gene Ontology annotation, cellular component: cyclin/CDK positive transcription elongation factor complex; nucleus. NCBI's taxonomy places the organism in Eukaryota, Fungi, Ascomycota, Eurotiomycetes, Eurotiales, Aspergillaceae. Gene Ontology annotation, biological process: regulation of transcription by RNA polymerase II; positive regulation of DNA-templated transcription, elongation. Bases 1 to 1365 code for a protein of 454 amino acids. Gene Ontology annotation, molecular function: cyclin-dependent protein serine/threonine kinase activator activity. The transcript has a single exon.
AUGGCAUCUCCAAUGCCAAAGCGACGAGUCCCCGGCCUGCCAAACCCGGUGUUGGAAGCAGAGCAACAAAAAUGGUUAUUCACAGAAGAAGAGUUCGAGCGCACCCCGUCGCGCAUCGAUAAGAUCGAACGUGGGAAAGAGGACUACAUCCGACACCGGGCAGUCGAGUUCAUCUGGCAAGUCAGUGUGAUGCUGAAGAUGCCACCGCAGACCUCGAUGACCGCCACAGUAUACAUGCAUCGGUUCCUCAUGCGGUAUUCAUUAAUGGGCCAAUAUCAGGAGAAAGGGUCGGACCUGAUGCACCCGAAGGUGAUAGCAGCAGUGGCGCUAUUCGUCGCGUUCAAGGUAGACGAAGCCAUGCGCCGCAUGAAAGACUUCGUCAUCGCCUGCUGCCGCGUCGCCAUGAAGCAGCCAAACCUGAUCGUCGACGAGCAAUCCAAGGACUACUGGAAAUGGCGCGAUCUGAUCCUGCAAAACGAGAGUGUCAUGUUGGAAUACCUCUGCUUCGACCUGCAGGUCGAAUCCCCCUACCGCAUUCUCUGGGACUACUCCGUCUUCCUAGGCGUCACCGACAACAGACACCUCCGCCAUUCCAGCUACUCCUUCCUCAACGACUCCACCUACACAGUCCUCUGCCUCCAAUUCCCGCCCCGCGUCAUCGCCGCCGCGGCCCUCUACGCCGCUGCCCGCCACUGCAAAGUCGCCUUCCCAGACGACGCAGAAGGUCGUCCCUGGUGGGAGCAAAUCGACGUCCGUCUAGACGACCUCAUCCGCGCCUGCACCUUCAUCGUCAAAAUCUACGAGCGCGUCCAGCAAAACCUCAGCAAAGGCUACCCGGACUUCGCCAUAUCAGAAACAACCUCCAACCCAAAUGACCCAACUCGCCUCUUCGACACAGACCCCACAAAACCACGCCCACAACAUUCAAUCCCGCCCACUCCCUCAUCAUCUCUCACCACCCAAGAACCACACACAAACGGUCGCAAACGCUCCCGCGAACCCGAAUCACGUCCCCAACCCCCCUCUUCGCCAAAACCAGCAUCAAACGGUAACCAAGAACCUUCACCAAAGCGCCAGCGCACCGUCACCCCCUCCCCAGAAAACAUCUCAACAACGGGCUUGAAAACACUUCCCUCGUCGCGUCCGCGCAUUCCUGCAGCUGCGUCGUCACACAAUACACAUCAACCGCACUCCCGGGCCGUGACGGAUAAUGAGCCGGCACCGGGGUCGGCAUCGCAUAUCCCGAAAUCAGAGUCGAGCGCCGAGGAAGGCGAAGUCUCAGAGAAGGAUCAUGGUCAUCCUGUUGAACGUCCUGCCGGGGCGGUAGAGGAUGAUGAUGGGGGAAGUGAAGAGGGCGAGAUUUGA